UAUGUUCAUUAUUUUGAUUGGACAGAGGGAGAGUAAGAAAUUUACGCAUAAACUUCACAUCUUCAUCCGCCGAUAAUCGCCUCCGCCCACCGUCGUUCACCCCAUUCGUUCAGGAUCCAGCGGCGCCACCGCCGUCCAUCUAAAUAACAUCGGUCGUUUAUAAAUCACGGUCAUGUGGCGAUUUACGUUUGUACUGUGGCAGGUGGUCUCUUGGCAUACCAAAGGAGGACUUGGCUGGUAUACGCUCUGCUAGAGAAUAUGUUUUGGGGUAUAAUGGGCAUCCAUACUUAAGAAAUCUUGCUCCAGAUCUGAAAAGCAGUGACACUACAGUUAUUCUUGGUCAGGUAGUUGGCCAUGUUGCUUGGUAAAUGUCUUGAAGCUCCCAACAGUUAUGAUGAAUUGAUGAUUGGUGUAAUGGCCUAACUGGUCAGUGCACAGCCAGUAAAAACUGCAAGAUAAUCUUGAGAGGAGUGUUGUUCAAGUUUUGUGUCAGUAUAUGCUGAAUACAGUGAUAUCUCUGAUUAUGAAGAGAGACAAUGAUCGCGAUAUUAAAAAAGAUUGGUCCUGGUCUGUGAUUGAGAAACAUGUUGUUUUAACUGAAGUUAGGGGUUUUGGUGAUCCACAUAUUGAUAAAGCUAGAUGUUUGUUGAUCAUCAAAAAGCUUCUGUAUCUUCUCAAUCAGGGUGAAAUAUUCACAAAGAGUGAAGCUGCAGCUAUACUUUCAUCUGCUGUUAAUCUGUAUCGUUUCCAAGAUGUUCAUUUGAGAAGAUUGUUUCAUCUAAUUGCAAGGGAUCUUUGCCCUAUUGCAGAUGAGGUUUCUCUGGUUACUGGUGCCUUACUUAAAGACGUCAACACCGGUAAUGUUGCAUAUCGGGGGAAUGCUAUUCGUUUGCUUUAUCAUAUCACGAAUGACACAUCCUUGAACAAAGUUGUGAAACUCCUCCAUGAGGCUCUUUGUGACGAAAAUCCUACUCUUCAGAUUGCUUCCCUUGUGUGUUCAAUCAAUAUGCUAAAGAGAGAUCCAAGGAUGGUCAUCACAAUCGAUCAAGUAUACCCUGAAGACACUGUUUUCACUAAAGGAAAACACGUUCAGUUCCAUGCCAUAUAUCUAGAAUUUGUGAUGGGAGAAUUACGUCAUACGCGAGAAGUACGUCGUCAACGAUUCUACUUAAUAUGGGAAAAAUUCGCUAGGCUCUUCUCUUGGUGUUCUUCGCCAUUGGGGACUUACAUCCUGAUUCGCCGUAUUCGUCAGGUUGCACGAGUUCGGCCUAUCUAUUGGAGUCAAGAUACCUAUGAAUGCAUACAGUCUUGUAUCAAUGCUAAAGAUAAAACGGUGGCAAUAGAAGGAUUCCGGACACUGGAAGGGGUGGUAGGCAUAGCUAGUUGUAUAAUUGAAGACAACAUAGAUGUUAUGCGCCCAAAUCUUCGUUCUCACCAGCCUGUGGUGAGGUUUAGUGCUCACAGGGCAUUGCAUAAGGUGGGGAUUGUGCACAAUCUUGGUUUGGAUUUGAAUUUAUUUAAUUUACGUGUGGAGAAAUUUAACCAUCGUGAGGAUGUGCCUGACCCUGAUCAGGUAUCUCAAGUCAUUAAAUCUCAGUCCUUUGUAGUCAAGGAAGCUUCAACUCAUCACUGCAACCUUAGGAGAGUAGGGCACAAUGUAUAAUUAAUUAAUUAAUUAUGGUUUUGAGUGUUUUUAUAAAAUAAUAGUAGUAAUUAAUUUACUUAAAUGUUUUACAAAAUAAACAGUUGCAUCAACAGUAUCCAAUCAAAUUCAUAUAUGACUCAAUUAUUUUUGCUGAAA
This is a messenger RNA of Salvia splendens (bonfire salvia), 1801 nucleotides long. Its product is annotated as coatomer subunit gamma. NCBI's taxonomy places the organism in Eukaryota, Viridiplantae, Streptophyta, Magnoliopsida, Lamiales, Lamiaceae. The record is from RefSeq and is a predicted model, not a curated record. The coding region runs from base 497 to 1663 and encodes 388 amino acids. Gene Ontology annotation, cellular component: endoplasmic reticulum; endoplasmic reticulum-Golgi intermediate compartment; Golgi membrane. The transcript has 14 exons. Gene Ontology annotation, biological process: endoplasmic reticulum to Golgi vesicle-mediated transport; intracellular protein transport; intra-Golgi vesicle-mediated transport.